Triticum turgidum subsp. durum (durum wheat) is the source of this 645-nucleotide messenger RNA. NCBI's taxonomy places the organism in Eukaryota, Viridiplantae, Streptophyta, Magnoliopsida, Poales, Poaceae. The record is from the annotation of a GenBank genome assembly.
AUGUCGUCGCCGCUCGAGUUCGAGGAACUGUCGCAGACGUGCCGGAGGGACAGCUUCUGCCUGGACUGCUUCCACGCCUUCUGCUCCCACUGCUGCGGCUCUCAUCACCACCGUGGGCCGUUUCACACCGCCAUCUCCGUCGACGUCGCGGGCCGGCCGGUGUUCCAGCCCGGGGACUCGCAGUGGAUGCCCGACGAGGUCGUCCGCGCCAUCGCCGCGGAGGACUACGACACGCCGCUCCCCAGAGACUCCUACUGCACGGGCUGCAAGAAGAUCUUCUGCGCCGCCGCCUGCCCGCACCACAGCAACGGCACGUGCCUCGCCGGCGUCGUUCUCCGUAUCGAGGAGCAUGGAGGCGCGCACUGCGUCCGGUGCACGGGCUUCGAGCCGUGGUUCCGCCGCGUGGAGGGCUACCUCGGCGACCCGGUCGGCGAGGAGGAGGACGAGCUGCUGCUGCUGCCGGUGCUGAGGAGGGCGCCGGGCACGUGCGCGCAGUGUCAUGCCCACUGGGCGGGCUGGCAUUACGAGCAACACUGCUCGCUGCCCUGCAUUAACGCCUGGCGCCAGGAGGUCCUUAUGCGGAGGGAGCGCCGCGAGGCCAGACGCGCUGCAAGGGACCUCGCCAACCUACAAAUCCAUCACUAA